Messenger RNA from Xiphias gladius (swordfish), 1652 nucleotides. RefSeq names its product melatonin receptor 1C (gene mtnr1c). Gene Ontology annotation, cellular component: membrane. Bases 1 to 1062 code for a protein of 353 amino acids. The record is from RefSeq and is a predicted model, not a curated record. The transcript has 2 exons. NCBI's taxonomy places the organism in Eukaryota, Metazoa, Chordata, Actinopteri, Istiophoriformes, Xiphiidae. Gene Ontology annotation, molecular function: melatonin receptor activity. Gene Ontology annotation, biological process: G protein-coupled receptor signaling pathway.
AUGGAUCUGGAGGCGAAGGAUGCGAACGGGUCGACCUGUUUGUCCCGGAACGAGAGCGACCGUGGACUAAGCGCUUCUUCCGGUGGAGUGUCCACUGCGCUGGCCAGCGUGCUGAUCUUCACCAUCGUGGUGGACAUCCUGGGCAACGUCCUCGUCAUCCUGUCCGUGUACAGGAACAAAAAGCUCAGGAAUGCAGGCAACAUCUUUGUGGUGAGUUUGUCCGUAGCAGACCUGGUGGUGGCAUUAUACCCCUACCCUCUGGUCCUGACAGCCAUCUUCCACAAUGACUGGACCAUGGGUGACCUGCACUGCCAGGCCAGCGGCUUCAUCAUGGGCCUCAGCGUCAUCGGCUCCAUCUUCAACAUCACGGCAAUCGCCAUCAACCGCUACUGCUACAUCUGCCACAGCCUCCACUAUGACCGUCUGUACAGCCUGAGAAACACCUGCUGCUACCUGGGCCUCACCUGGCUGCUCACUGCCCUCGCCACUGUGCCCAACUUCUUCGUUGGCUCGCUGCAGUACGAUCCCCGCAUCUACUCCUGCACCUUCGCCCAGACGGUCAGCUCGUAUUACACCAUCUCUGUGGUGAUUAUUCACUUUCUGAUCCCGCUGCUGGUGGUGUCUUACUGCUACUUGAGGAUAUGGGUUCUGGUAAUUCAAGUGAAACAUCGGGUUAAACCAGAGCAAAGGACCAAACUGAAACCGAGUGACGUGAGGAACUUCCUGACUAUGUUUAUGGUGUUUGUGUUGUUUGCAGUAUGUUGGGCUCCACUAAACCUCAUAGGCCUAGCCGUAGCUAUAAAUCCUGCAAAAAUUGCGCCCAACAUACCUGAGUGGCUCUUUGUCACAAGCUAUUUUAUGGCGUAUUUCAACAGCUGCCUCAACGCCAUUAUAUAUGGACUUCUAAACCAAAACUUCCGCAAAGAGUACAAGACGAUCCUCCUUGCUCUUUGCUUCCCACGUUUGCUCCUCAUGGAGACUUCUAGGUGUGCCACAGAGGGACUGAAGAGUAAGCCCUCACCGGCUGUAACAAACAAUAACGUGGCAGAGUUAAAUGUUUAAACAGCUGUUUCACUGGGAAGCUUAAGAUGACGUUUCUCUAGAGCCUCAUUUUGGAUGUGUGCCAUGAUUCACCAAGUGCCUUUUCACAAGAUGCGCAUCGUGUGAAGAGAUAACCAUGUUUGGAGAGAACACUGCUGCCACCAUUUUCCUUUCAGCCAUGUCAUACUUUACUGUUCCCUCAUGAUGAGAGGAAAACCAUCACUUGUAUCAUUGUGCUCCUCUGUGACAGCUUCCCUGCAUUCUAUUUAAAGACAGCCCAACUUAAAAGCAAGUCCAAAUAACUAGUUAGUAUUCACCAAAAAACAUUUGGACCAUGGAGAGGAGUCAGCUGGGAGACUUCUCUCACUAAAAUAUUUCAAACAGAUCAGGCAGCACAUAUAAUAUUGCCUAUUUUUUGGAUGGGAGACUCCCUUUUAAAGUCGCAUCCCAGCAUGUGUACAUCACAUGCACUGCAUAUUUGCACAGUUUGACCAUGAGUACGUCAACAACAUAGUAGAAAAAAAAUAAAAUUGAUGUAUUUUCUAUUGCCACUGUGUCUUUGUGAUUUCAUGUGUAACAUUAAUGAUGGGAAAGCCUAAAGGUUUGUUGUU